This is a messenger RNA of Cherax quadricarinatus, 10170 nucleotides long. RefSeq names its product zinc finger protein 84. Gene Ontology annotation, biological process: regulation of transcription by RNA polymerase II. Gene Ontology annotation, cellular component: transcription regulator complex; chromatin; PcG protein complex. Gene Ontology annotation, molecular function: DNA-binding transcription factor activity, RNA polymerase II-specific; RNA polymerase II cis-regulatory region sequence-specific DNA binding. The record is from RefSeq and is a predicted model, not a curated record. Lineage: Eukaryota; Metazoa; Arthropoda; Malacostraca; Decapoda; Parastacidae.
AUUUUGCAGGUCUUCCUGGCACCAGAUGCUGCCACAUGCAGUGCCAGUACUGCAGGUCAUUCUGGUACCAGAAGCUACCCCUUGUAGUGCCAGUACUGCAAGUCAUCCUGGUACCAGAGGCUACUCCUUGUAAUGCCAAUAUUGCAGGUCAUCCUGGUACCUUGUAGUGCCAGUACUGCAGGUCAUCCUGGUACAGAGGCUACCCCUUGUAGUGCCAGUACUGCAGGCCAUCCUGGUACCAGGGGCUGCCACUUGUAGUGCCAAUACUGCAGGUCAUCCUGGUACCAGAGGCUGCCCCUUGUAGUGCCAACAUCAACUGUAUAAAACAUCUGUAACCUCUGUAAUUACUUUAAUGUAUAUAUAGUGACAAUGCUAACUACUGUGUUGGCAAUACAGUGACAACACUAACUACAGUGUUAAUACAGUGACAACAUUAACUAUGUUGUUAAUAAAAGGGACAAUGUUACUUGAAGUGUUAAUAAUACUGUGACAAUACUAACUACUGUUACAGUAAUAGUGACACUGCUAACCACGGUGUUACUACAGUGACAGCACUAUCUGCAGUGUUAAUAUAGUGACAACACUGUAGUGUUAAUACAGAGAACACUAUACUGUAGUGCUACUUAACUGAGAAUUCUAACACUGUUAAUAAUUGACUGACAGCACUAACUACAGUAUUAAUAAUAAUCACAAUGUUGUAACAACAGUGUUGGUAAUACAACAUUUAUAGUGCCAACAGCAGUGUCAUAAGGUUAAUGUGGCCCAGUUGUGGAAAUAUACCGUAUUUCGUGGCUUAUAAGACACGGUUCAUAAGACUUGUUUUAGUUUCAAUGGCUCAGCAUCGGACAUAACUGGAAAAGCUACAGCACACCCCAAACUUAUAGUUCCUGUCACUGACCUUCAGUUUAUAGAAUGCAGGGUGGUUAUUGGAGACAUUUUAUCGAAAAAAAUGCAUCUAAUAAGCCGCGAAAUAUGGUAUGCUUGUGUCACUCUUCCUAUUCUUCAGACACUAUAUUACCCAUACAGGUUUAUUGUUUGUUAUAUUUAUAACAGAGUAUUACAGAGAUAUUAAUUUUCAUUGUAAUAAAAUAUUCUCAAAAUUUCCUCUAGUUAAGUAAUUUAUUUAAUAUAUAAGAAUAUUAUUGUUCACUAUGUCAAAAAUACUUGAAACACAGUGUGUUGAAGCAACACAGUGCACAGUUGUUCAUGUUGGAGACCAAUUAUAUAAACAUUCACACUCAUUAAAGCAGUCUUCUUCAGAACAGUCUCAGUGUGUUUCUCUAACCUGGAGUAUUAUUGGCCAAAAAAAACUGUGUUUAGUGUGUCUAAAAGAGUUUUCUGAAAAAUGUAAUUUAGUACAGCACAUGAGAACUCAUACUGGAGAGAAACCUUAUCAGUGCUCAGAAUGUCUAAAAAAAUUUUCUCAAAAAUCACAUUUAGUGAUUCAUUUUAGAACUCAUACUGGAGAAAAGCCAUAUCAGUGCUCAGAAUGUCUGAAAGAUUUUUCUCAAAAGUCUUUUUUAGUAAGACACAUGAAAAUUCAUACUGGAGAGAAACAGUAUCAGUGUUCAGUGUGUCUGAAAGACUUUUCUCAAAAAUCAUGUUUAGUAACACACAUGAGAACUCAUACUGGAGAGAAACCAUAUCAGUGUUCAGAAUGUCUGAAAAACUUUUCUCAAAAAUCACAUUUAGUAAAUCACUUUAGAACUCAUACUGGAGAGAAACCAUAUCAGUGCUCAGAAUGUCUAAAAGACUUUACUCAAAAGUCUGAUUUAGUAAUUCACAUGAGGACUCAUACUGGAGAAAAACCAUAUCAGUGUGCAGAAUGUUUGAAAGACUUUUCUCAAAAAUCACAUUUAAUAAGUCACUUGAGAACUCAUACUGGUGAGAAACCAUAUAUGGAUGAUGUUUCUCAAAACUCUGAAUUAGUAAGUAACAUGAGAACUUACACUGGAGGAAAACCAUAUCAGUGUUCAGAAUGUCUGAAAGACUUUUCUCAAAAAUCACAUUUAGUAAGUCACAUGAGAAUUCAUACUGGAGAGAAACCAUACCAGUGUUCAGAAUGUCUGAAAGAUUUUUCUCGAAAGUCUGAUUUAGUUAGUCACAUGAGAAUUCAUUCUGGAGAGAAACCAUAUCAGUGUGCAGAAUGUUUAAAAGACUUUUCUCAAAAAUCACAUUUAGUAAGUCACCUGAGAACUCAUACUGGAGACAGACCAUAUAAGUGUUCAGAAUGCUUAAAAGACUUUUCCCAAAAGUCUGAUUUAGUAAACCACAUGAGAAUUCAUACUGGAGAGAAGCCGUACCAGUGUUCAGUGUGCUCGAAAAAAUUUUCACAAAAAUCUAGUUUAGUAAGACACAUUAGAAUUCAUACAAGUUAGAAAUCAUAUCAGUGUCCAUUGUCUAAAAGUCUUCUUAUUUAAAUUUAAUUGACUCAUUCACAUCAUAAAUUUUAUCAAUGUGUUGUAUGAUCAUUAGACAUUAUAUGUGAUCUAGUAAGAUGCAGGAAAACUAUCUGAGGAAGAACUGUGUCGGUCUUCCAGAUGUUUAAAUGAUCAUGCCACACAAAUUUAAAUUUCAAGUACAUAUGAGUUUUAAUUCAGUAAAGUGCAACUGUAUAUCUGAGGGUGUAGUGCUCCAUCAAUAAAAUUAACAACUAUGUCAUGAGGGUCUUCAGUGUUUUUCUCUGGUUGAAGUCAUAAUAAUCUUUUAAGUUUUCUAUGAUAUACCUUGGAAGGUCCUGGAGGGAUUGGUACCAAACCUGCACACGAAAAUCACUCCCUAUGAAAGCAAAAGACUCGGCAGGAGAUGCAACAUUCCCCCGAUGAAAAGCAGGGGCGCCACGAGUACACUGAGAGACAACACAAUAAGUGUCUGGGGCCCAAGACUGUUCAGUUGCCUGCCAGCAUACAUAAGGGGGGAUUACCAAUAGGCCCAUGGCUGUCUUCAAGAAGGCACUGGACAGGCACCUAAAGUCAGUACCUGACCAACCAGGCUGUGGUUCUUACAUCAGCUUGCAUGUGGCCAGCAGAAACAGCCUGGUUGAUCAGACCCUGAUCCACCAUGAGGCCUGGUCUCAGACCAAGCUGCAGGGGCACUGACCCCCAAAACCCUCUCCAGGUAAGCUCCUUGAUCCUGGCCUGGGGUCAGGCUUGUCUGGAAGUGUAUUGUAUGAAAUAAAAAUUUUUUGGGGGGCAUGCAACACAGAAACAAAAGUUCGUCACACCUUGAGUUGCUUCUCCUCUUCAAGGGGGGCUCCUUGGCGUGGUGAAGAGGCUCUUGGCCUGAGGAAUUAGACCUGUCAGUCUCCUUCCUCAGACCGAACCUAAUUACCCCCCAUUCCCCCCUUCCCUAUCCCGUCCUCCCCAUCCUCCCCUUUUCCCUUUCCUCCUCCUCCUCCCCACCCCUCCCUUUUGCCCUUCCUCUUUUUGGUCUUUGGGAUUUUUCCCACAGGCGCGCUAGUUCCUAGGUAGGGGAAAGGGUACCGGGGUCCAUCCCAUUCCAUUGAGGUUCUUGGCGAUGGCGUAGUUUGCAGUGGAAUCUGGAUUGCCUGGGGAUGUCCCAAUCCCUCUCCGGUAUCCCGGAGAGUGGCUUUGGGUGCCUUUCAGAUGACGGGUGUAUCUCUGGAAGCCACCUUUCAGAUUCUACGGGCGGUGGCCGAAGGAGGUAUGCUUUGUGGCGGAUAUCCAGCCGCCCUCUCUUUUGUCCACCAAGGUAGCUCGGCAGAUGUGAGGUUGCUAUCAGGGAUUGCUGGUUUACUGGCAUGAAGGGUAGGGUAUGACACGGGUUCCAUGCUGCAUCUGCGCUACUAGUGGUGCUGAGGUCCUCUUGGGCGUGGAGGGAGAUUUCCGGCCCUUUCAUUCCUCCUGGGAACUAUUCCUCCCCACUCCCCCCUUUUUUUUAUUCUUUUUUUUUUUUUUUCUUUUCUCCUUUCUUUUUUUUUCUUAAAAACAAAAAGCAAAGGAGUACCUAACCAUAGAGAACCCAAUCCAUGAACCCACUACCCCCGGGCCCCUUCCUGAUACCGCACCCCACUCUGACCCUACCUUGUUUUUUGACCACUCUUCGGACACUCCUGAUGCCCCUGUACCUCUUGCUGGUGCUCCUUCCUCACACGCUUCAGGUACCAGGGCUUCGACUGACUCCUUCAAUUUGUCUGGCCUUCGCUCUCCUUUGACUAUGCUUCCGGCCUCUCCCUCUAUGGUACGGCAAUUUUCGAAUCGCCAGCCCGUUUCACGACAGACCAACUCCGGUCCUACUCCUAAAUGCCAACGACAAUCUCCUGAUGAUGUUCCUUCGUUACCUUCCCAUUCUACUCAGAAAAGACCGACACGUCAUACACUCCCUCUCCACGCUCAGUUUCGGACCACACAAUGGACUAAAUUCUUUACUUUAAGACUGACUUCUUCUGCCUGUCUUUCUGACCAUAGUAUUGGCAAAGCGCUCCUACGCCAUGUUGGUAGAGAUAUUUCAUUUCAUGCUCUCAAGAGCGGUAUGCGCAUCGUCACUGUCCACAAUGCUACCCAAGCUCAUGAUCUUUCUCUCCAUUCGCAUAUCGAUACUACUCCUAUCACUAUUGAAAAAUAUUUUUCUCUCAAUUCUUGUAGUGGUACUGUCAUUCUGCCCCAUACCAUAGUCCAACAGAAUUUCCAGUCAUGUAGCAAUGACAUUCUUGAACAGCUGGAACUCCAGGAUCUCCCAAUCCUCAAAGUAGACACUUAUGUCCUUCCUGCCCGCGGGCGGAGACGAUACCCUUGCAAUGUGGCUCGAUUAACUUUUGACAGCCGUGAGCUCCCGUCCUCUGUUUAUGUCGCGGGACAUCUCUUACAAGUUCGAAAGGUGACCCUUCACCGCAACAGUGUAGAAAUUGCUGGCGUUUUGGUCACCCAGUAAAAUAUUGCAGAUCUAUAGCUGAAUGCCCAGUCUGUGGUGCCGACGACCAUUCUAAUAUGUCUUGCAGUCAUCCUCCAUCUUGCCUUAAUUGUAAUGAGGCUCACCCUUUGUAUUCUUGCCGUUGCCAGGUCUACUUAAAUGAGCGUGAAAUCUGUUCCCUCAAAGAGGCAGAAGGUCUCCCUUACGCUAUGGCAGUUUCUCAUCUCCGCCUCCAAGGGAGACUAUCCCGUGUUUCUUAUUCUUGUGUUUCAAAAUGUCCCCCCACAUCUGGGGUCCCAUCUUCUGUUGUUACCCUUCCCAUAGCCACUCCGGUAUCUAAUCCUUUUGCUGUCCUGGGCUCUGAUGUCCCAACUACAACUCAGUCUGCUCUCACAUCUUCGUGUCCUUCCUCACAAGCCCCGGUAUCGACAAGACCUCGUUCGACACCUUAUACCAAUCGCCCCUCUACUUCUCAGAAGUCCAAAAAAACCCUAAUGCUCAAAUCUUCUUUGCCCCCUCCUUCUCCUCUUCCACCUCUGCAUUUUACCUUUCCAGUCUCUGUGCCUAGUUCUUCCCCUCUCUCUAGCUCUAUUACAAGUGUGGAGGUUCACCCUCCUCCUCGUACUAUGCCUUCCACCCCCGUCCCCUCCCAAGUUUCUCCCUCUUUUGCCACCUCCCAGGUUUCUGCCUUUUCUGUCCCCUCCCAUACUUCUUCUCCAGUCCCCUACACUCUUUCGUCCCCCUCUACUUUGGUACAGCCCAUUACUGACCCAAUCUUUACUCACCCUCCUCCUCCUACCUCCAAUAUUGUCUCCCAUACAUCUUUGAAUUCAGAAACACUUGAAGCCAUUUCAGAAUAUAUUGCAGAGACUAAACCUUCAAUGGACACUGAUCCACCUCCUGUUCCUUCUCUUCCCUCUCCUCCAUCUCCACAACUCCAUUCUUCUCAACGCUCUGUUCCUUCGCUGCUUGAACGUCUUCCGAUGCCACCGCACAUUGACUUUUCUAACCCCUCUAGUCCGUAGGUGCCCUUCCCUAUAGAUUCCUGGUAUUUUCUUCAUUGCCAAUCAUGGCCUAUUUAGAGUGGAAUAUCCGCGGCCUCAGAGGUAAUCGGGAUGAGCUUCAGAUGUUGCUUUCCAGGUUUUUCCCUGUUGGUGCUUGCUUACAAGAACCAAAAUUACACUCGGCUGUUUUCCACCCUAUCUCAGGCUAUAAUUUAUUGUAUUCUUCGGACCCUUUCUCAGAUGGGACCUUUAAUGAAAGUGCCCUUCUUCUAUGCAAUGAUAUUCCGUACUGUCAGCUAUUUUUCCAUACCUCACUGCAUUACACUGCAGCCCGUAUCCACUUGAAUAAGUGGUUUACAAUAUGUUCUUUAUAUCUCUCUCCUUCUCGAGCAUUUUCUAUCCCAGAUUUUGCCUUGUUUCAUCCUUACCACCACCACUUCUGUUACUUGGUGAUUUUAACGCCCACCAUUUCCUCUGGGGGGGGUCUCAUUGUGACUCACAUGGCAUCCAGUUGGAGGCUUUUCUUGCCUCUCACCCCCUCCAUUUUUUAAAUACGGGUACUCCCACCCAUUUUGAUCCUCGUACUCAUACUCUCUCUUGCAUUGAUGUAUCAGUCUGCUCUUCCUCCACUGCACUAGAUUUCACCUGGUCUGUUCUACCGGACUUACAUGACAGUGAUCAUUUUCCAAUCAUUCUUCUCCUUCAUAUUCACCACCUUUCCGUAACCCUCGCUGGCAAUUUGAUCAGGCAAAUUGGGACCUUUACUCACAACUCACUGCUUUUAGUGGAGUUCCUUCUUCAUCCUCCAUUGAUGAGCUCCUACACCUCUUCUCAACGUCAGUUUAUCAGUUUAUACCGCAGCUUCUCAUUCUGUACCCCAAACCUCAGGCAGGUAUUCUCAGAAGUGCGUGCCUUGGUGGUCUGCUUGUGCUCGUGCAGUAUGUUUGAAACACACUGCAUGGGGCAGGUACCGGUACAAUCGAACCGAUGAUAGACUUCUUGAUUUUAAGCAGAAGCAUGCGAUCGCUCGCCGUGUCAUCCGUGACGCUAAACGCACUUGCUGGCGAGAUUAUGUUUCCACCAUCACCUCUGCUUCCUCUAUGAGUGCAGUCUGGAAAAAAGUGAGGAAAUUGAGUGGUAAAUACUCUCCUGACCCAGCUCCUGUUCUACGGGUCGCCGGUAUUGAUGUAGCAAACCCUCUUGACGUUGCCAUUGAAAUUGGCACUCAUCUGGUACGUAUUUCCCGGGGGCUCCAUCUAUGCCCCUCGUUUCUUUCCUCAAAGUCUGCCAUAGAAUUAGUGCCCUUGGACUUUUCUUCUCUCAGAGAAGAACAGUAUAAUGUGCCUUUUACACUUCAGGAACCGAAGGCAACGCUCUCAGUUUGUCGAUCAUCGGCAGCUGGGCCUGACAACAUUCAUAUUCGUAUGUUACAACAUUUACAUCAGUCAGCCCUUUAGUACUCUUACACCUCUUCAAUCUUAUUUGGGCACAAGGAGUUCUUCCCCAGCUGUGGAAAUCUGCCAUUGUUCUCCCUUUCCGCAAGCCGGGUACAACGGAACAUGAUGCCUCCCACUAUCGUCCCAUCGCUCUUACUAGUGCAGUUUGCAGUGAUGGAACGUCUGGUAAAUCGACGUUUAAUGUAUUUAGAGACACACAACAGUCUCUCCACGAGUCAAUAUGGCUUUCGUAAGGGCCAUUCUACCAUAGACCUCUUACUACGCUUGGAUACGUAUGUUGGUAAUGCCUUUGCGAAUAAUCACUCAGUUAUUGCCAUAUUUUUUGGCCUUGAGAAGGCAUAUGACACAACUUGGAGGUAUAAUAUUUUGGCCCAAGCCCACUCCUUAGGCCUCCGAGGCAAUCUACCAUCCUUCCUUAAGAACUUUUUAACUGACAGACAUUUCCGUGUUCGAGUCAAUGUGCUUUCCCCAGACUUGGUCCAAGCUGAAGGUGUCCCUCACGGAUGUGUUGUGAGGCCAACACUUGUUCUCCUUGCUAUAAAUGAUUUGGCCUCUGUUCUUCCACCCAAUAUUAGGCCAUCAAUGUUGAUGACUUCGCUAUUGCUUGUGCAGGCGCUGACCAUCAUCUCAUUUCAGUUUCUCUCCAGCAUGCGGUCAACUGUGUUUCCAAUUGGGCCACCACGCGUGGGUUUAAAUUUUCCAGUACCAAAACUCCCCAAAUUACUUUCACUAGACGCUCUGUCAUCUCUGAUCAUCCUUUGUACCUUUAUGGCUCCCGUAUCCCCGAACGUGAUACAGUCAGGUUUCUAGGCCUUCUCUUUGAGCGCAUCUCCGAUCAUCCUUUGUACCUUUAUGACUCCCGUAUCCCCGAACAUGAUACAGCCAGGUUUCUAGGCCUUCUCCUUGACCGUAGGUUAUCCUGGAAACCUCACAUUGCCUCUCUGAAGGCAACUUGUCACAGCCGGCUAAACCUUCUUAAAACCCUUGCUCAUCUUUCCUGGGGAGUUGAUCGGCGAACUCUGCUUUGCCUACAUUCAGCCAUCAUUUUAUCGAAACUCGAUUUUGGUGACCAGAUUUAUUUAGCUGCCUCUCCUGCUACUCUCUCUAGCCUUAACCCCAUCCAUCACCAAGGAUUACAUUUAUGCCUUGGAGCUUUUCGCUCUUCCCCUGUUGAAAGCCUCUAUGCAGAAGUGAAUGUUCCAUCCUUGUCUGAUCGCCAUUGCCUUUGCUACUAUGUACGCUCUCACGAUCUCCGCAAUCCUUCCAUUUAUAGAAUGGUCACCGUUAUUAGUAGACAUUCUUUAUUUGUUCGCCGCCCCUGUUUGCUCCGUCCCUUUUCUCUUCGCCUACAUUCGCUCUUGUCUUCCCUUCAGUUACCACCUUUAUAUAUUCAUGUAGCAUCUCACUUUUCCCUACCCCCCUGGGAAGUUCCAGCUGUUCGGGUCUGUUCUUUCUCACUCCCUUGCUCGAAAGCCCAACUGCCUACAGUGGCUUCCUGCUCUUUUUUUCUUGAUCACUUCCACUCUCAUUCUCAUGCCAUCGCUGUGUACACAGAUGGCUCUAAGUCUUCAGACGGCGUCGGAUUCGCAGCAGUGUUUCUGGGCAGCAUCGUGCGAGGGCAUUUACUAUCUUCGGCUAGCAUUUUUACUGCUGAAUUGUAUGCCAUUCUUGCAGCCCUUAUUCAUAUCGCAUCUAUGCGUGUGUCAUCAUUUGUGGCAGUCUCAGACUCCCUUAGUGCUCUACAGGCUAUACGAAAAUUUGAUACACCUCACCCCCUAGUUCUCUGUAUCCAACUUUGGCUACACCGUAUCUCUACCAAGGAUAAAGAUAUUGUUUUUUGUUGGGUCCCUGGUUAUGUCGACUUACAGGGUAAUUAACAGGCAGACACUGCUGCGCGGUCAGCAGUACAUGACCUACCAAUUUCAUAUAGAGGUGUUCCAUUUCUGGACUAUUUUGCUGUAAUAGCUACCCACCUUCACACCCGUUGGCAACAACGUUGGUCAACUCUGCUCGGUAACAAACUUCAUUCUAUUAAACCGAGCAUAGGUUACUGGCCGUCUCUUAAACCGAGCAUAGGUUACUGGCCGUCUUCUUGCCAUCAGUGCCGAGGUUGCGAGACUACUCUCUCCCGCCUUCGCAUUGGCCACACUCGUCUUACUUAUGGGUAUCUCAUGGAGAGGCACCCUGUUCCUCUCUGUGAGCAGUGUCAAGUUCCAGUCCCUCUCUAUCAACGAGCACGCAGAAUUUACCUCCAACAUCGUCUCCGCUCUACUCUCUGUUUACCUUCCCUUCUUGCUUAUAGACCCUCCUUUAAUCUUGACUCUCUCAUUGACUUCUUGACAAUGACUGAUUUACUCCACAAACUCUGAUGAUGAUACCUUUCACACUCCCCUCAGCCCUUUCUACCUUAAUCUCUUGCUGCCUUCUACCCUUUCACCAUCCACUGCCCCGCUGUUCUCCGUAACCUAUUACUCGUCCAUCUCCCUUUUGCCACCUGAUACCCUCCCUUCCUGCCAUGCAGUGCUGUAUAGCCCUUGUGGCUUAGCGCUUCUUUUUUAUUAUAAUAAUAAUUGAGUUGCUUCUGGAGGUUCCCACUCCCAUAGCUAAAUGUUAUUAAAAGCAGAAUGAAAUCAGAACAUCAGAUGAAUGUGUAUUAAUGUUUUGUUUCCAACCUUUGAUUCUACUACGGGUCUAUCUGAGGAGCUGAACCAUGUGAUUCCCUGCAUUGAUCAUGAAUACCUUCCAGUCCCUGUAGGCACUAUACGACUUUCUAUGGGUUUACUGCUUCCCCAUGAAUGUAAUAAUUUUUUUUAAAUUCCCUAAUAAAGAUCUUUAAACUA